UGGGUCUUUCAUCAACGUGGGAGACGCGAAAUUGUGAAGUUGUUUUGGUGCCAUGGCUGCUUUUGUUUGACAGCAACAUGGUCGACAACGUGUUUAAGAAUAAGUAAGCGUGGUGAGAUACUAGAGGACAUUGUCUUACCAUGAUGCCCGGGGACAGUCAGGCGAAAAAGGUGGCGAUCGGCGCGGACGCGACUGUUGGAAAAUGUCAGAACUGCUCUGUUUUGCACCAGAGUCUCACCGAGUAUGUGUCCUCAUUUCUUGCACUGAAACAGAAGAUAACAGUUUCAGAUGACACUAUCCGGCUUCAGCAACAGCUUGAAGAGCUACAGAUCAGUUUGGUUACUUUGGAGAAAAGGACUGUUGAUUAUGACAUUAUUCAAGCAGAACUGGAAGAAAAAAGGCAUGCUCUUAUGGCCUAUGGAGGGAUGUCUGAAGAAAUGGAAAAACUGAAGCAGGAAAAGAGCAAGACAAUAGCAGACAAUAAGAAGCUUGAAGAGCAGCUAAAAGAAGUGAAAGAACUUACUGAAACACAAUCACUUGAGAAUGCACAGCUGACGAGGGAAAAGGCUGUAGUAGAAAAUGAUUUGCUGAAAACACAGAUGUCGCUGAAGAAAUCUCAGGCACAAGCACAACAAGUUGAAAUACUGACUGAGCAGAACACCAAGACAACGAAAAUAAAGGAGAACCUUGAAAAUAAAGUUAAUCAGCUAGAAGAUUCAUAUUGCAAACAAAAUCAUCAAAUAUCCCAACUAACCAAAGAGAAAAUCCUGCUGGAGAGAAACAUUUAUGAUCUCCAGGCGAGACUGAUGAAACUAGAAAGAGAGCGGAGUAGAGAAUAUAGGAGCGUUUCAGUGCAGGCAGCAGCACCUGAGGAGCCUAAAGUUGACAAAGAAAAGGUCCGGAUCCUGCUUGAGAAUUUGUGGGCAUGUGUGGAACCUCAGCACCACCACUCAGAAAACCAACAAUCAACGAGACCUUUCUCCAAUUCCAAGUGGGUUGUACCCUCCUCUCCGCAAAACGGACUGCACUCAGAUCGGAGUUAUAAAUCCCAGUCUCCUUGUGACAUCACUGUACAAUCUCAAAAUGACUCAACGCAGACAAAAGCUGCUUAUCCACAGUUGAAAACAUCUUGUGCACAGAAAGCCAUCAAGCUGCAAGAAUCUCCUCAGGGUUCAAGGGGCAAGAAGCAAAUUGUUAUUUUGGCCUCACCCAAAACGAGCAAGCAGUUCUCCGAGGAACCCAAAACUGAUGAGAACCUGGGCAGCUCUGAACCCUCUAUUGAGGAGAUUAUAAAAAUGUUUAAACCAUUGCCUCCCUGCAUAUCACCAUUACCAGACUGGGAAACCGAGAUGGAAGUUGUGGAGACGGAUGUUAAAGAAAAUGGACACCACCCCAAAUCCUCCAGUGACUCUAGUACUCUUCAAAAGGAGAUGUCAUACUCCGAUGUCACCUCAGCAUUAGUGCCUGUUGUCACUGCACAGGAAGUAAAACACAUGUCCAAUGAAAAUGACUCCAAAAUGGGACAAAAUGAGUUGAGCGAUGCUAUUGAAAUCAUGGACAAAAACAGCAGGACAGACGGUGAAGAAAUGGCUCUUGAAAAAGACACACAGGCGGAGCAAGAGGCAGCAGCUGUACAAGUUACCUCAGCGCAGUCAUCAUUAUCUUCCACUUCCACCUCACUUUUGGUUGAGGUGGCCUCGAUAACUAGUGAAAGUCGAGAACCAUCCUGGAAUGGGACUCCUUGCUGCAGUGUUUCCAGCAGCAAAAGUGGAACAGAAAAUGCCUUGGGAAAGGCAGAGGAAGGGCAAGCAGAGACUGUUACAAUAAUGGAUGUAGAUUUAGACCUUAGUGAUUUUACUACUGACAAAUCAGUUUGUCCUGAUACUGAAGAGUCACCAAGAGGAACUGACGACACUGAGGUCUCUGUAAAAGCAGGCAGCAAGCAGGUAGUUACAGGUAGUGGCGGCACUGGACCUCAAUUGCCUCAAACAUUUUCACUGUUAGAGGUAGAAGAAGGGGACAAGAGCCAGGAAUCUUGUAAAGCUAAUGUCAUAACUCCUUCAAAACAUAAAAAUGAAACAGAGACAUUAAAUAAUGAAAUAAUAGUUGGUCAUGGGUCUCCCAUUUCUGAUUCCCAAGAGACAAAUAGCGUGAACUGUGAAUCUUUGACAGAAAAUGUACAUUCACUGUGCAGGCAGUUAAGUCCUGUGUGUCUGUUACCCACUGUAAAACUGCAGGCUUUAGAAACUAGCACAGAUGUAGGAAAAUCAACUGUGGAUGUCAACAGUGAGCACUUUAAAACAAACAACAGAGCUCUGCAGCCUUUACCAAAAUUAAACCAGAAAGUUGAGAUUGGAAAUGCAGCUGGCAAAGACUCCCCUGAGGACAGAAAAGACUCAAGUAGUACUGCCUCAUUAAAUGUGCCUACACCUUCCACAAAUGGGUUAAAUAUAUGUUUGGAGCCACAUAUAAGAGAGCCCCAAAGCCCUCAGCUGAUCAGAAAGCAGGAAGCGUCAGCUACACAUCAACCACCGGAAUGGAUAGGCCAACUUUGCUCUGAAAUGGGCCCGCCACUCCCCCCUCUCCUUACCCCUCUGAGUCCACUUUCAAAAGCAAGCAAAUCAAUCAGUCCACGGCAGGCUAUUGGAAAGCUCUCAUUUCCAUCACCCAUGGAAAGACAGGCUUCCGACACUCCUGUCACAGCGAACGUGACACCCAACAAUCAUCAUCUGAACUCUUCAACCUUCAACAGUCCACUUCCUUCAAACGGAGUCCCCUCAUCACCACUUCAGUUUGGCUCUGCCACUCCCAAACAUGCAGUGCCAGUCCCAGGUCGCCUGCCCAUAGCAGCAAUGAAUUCCUCCCCAUCCUCGUCCUCUAGUCCUUCUCAAGAAAACUCUGUGAGGAUACUUGACACUAUGUAUCCAGAGCUGUCUGCCCGUGCUCGAACUCUGACCAUUCUUAGGGGGAAUGUUGGCCUCGGCAUUUGUUCUUCGGAGAGUGUUGCAUUACCCACAACCACAGAUAGUCAGGCAUCUGGCUUCAAGACCAUCAACUCCAACACAACAGCCUUCACCAAGACUGAGACUAGAGGAGAAAAAAGACAGGCAGCCAAUUUGCCUCAGCCUAAAAACAGCAAAUGUCGAAGGCUUGACGAUACCUACUCGCCAUCCAUCAGUCACAACCAGGUGUCUCCCUGCUCAUCGGACAGUGGAGAGAAGACCUCCUCUCUCCAGAGUUUGUUGCUCGAAAAUCCACCUCCCUCCAAGGAAAGUGGAGAAUUAUUCACUGCAGAGCAGAAUCCUGUCAUUGAUGCGUUACAGAAAAUCGAACACCAGUGCUUUGAUCUAUUACCUGUGAUCCAGAGCCAUGUGUGGGUUGGUAACCUCCCUAAAAAGCCUGUCUUGAGGGAUGAGGAGAAGAGGGUGCUUUCUAACGUUUGCCACAGCAGCUUGCAAGCGGAUGAUAUGCUUUCUGCAAUCCUGGACAAACUGAGAGAAGAGAAAAGGAAGCUCAGCAGUAACUACUUGCAGGCGCUCUGUAGAGUCUACAUCGGCAUCUGUAGACAGAAGAACUACUGGGAGAAAGCUCACAUCCUCGCUUACAGUAUUCUUACGGAAGAUUUUCCAGAUUCUGCCAAGAUGAUCUUGUUUGUGGUAACAACAUGGCCCAGUAUUCUCUCACACGGUAGCCGUCUGUGCCAAGCCAUACAUGCUGUCACCAAACUGAAAGCACAAGAGGAGCUUCUCGGCUGCCUGACAGCAAUCCUCGGUUGGAAGAAGAGUCCUCCUUGUGACAUCGACCAACUGAUUUCCAGAACACUGUCUGAUCUUAGUUCGGGGUCAGAUCUGGCUCUCGUGGAACACAGUCGGUAUGGGUUCGACCUGGGGACUCGGGCUUGGGAACAUGUAUUUACACUGCACCUCCUCUGUGCACACAAGAAGUGGAAGUGGACUUAUGAAAAUGUAUUGGGAAAGGAGUUGUGGCCGUUAAUGAACACAUGGGUGACACAGCCCAGAGAUCAACAAGCACCCGUUUCUGAUCCGACUGUCAUUACUGUGCUCCGACUCAUAGGACGCCUCUGUCAACUGGGAAUCAAAGAGAAGUGUGUGUCUUCUGUGGUAACGGUUGCCAGUGUCAUCAAUGCAUUUGGCAGGCAUGGACAGGCUGAAGGUGUGCCUUGGGAGGUCCAGUUAGCAGCUGUCUACUGCAUCCAUGAGCUGUCUCCCUGCAACCUAGAAAAAGCCAUCGAUGCCCUUGCAGGUUGGCGAGGAGAAACAUCUCGGAGCGUCCCUCCUGCUGUCACCAGCUGCAUUAACCAGUUAGCCUGUAUCCGCAGACAGGUCAAGAGCUGAGAGACGAGUGCUUUGCAAAUUCACAUCAACAUUUAUGACUUUACCUGUGUUAAAGGUGGACAGAAUGAGUAUCCCACUGUAUAUCUUGAUAUUCAUUUUAGUUUUACUUGCUAGCAGGAUAGAGCCAUUUACCACUGAGACACAUGAGCUGUCACGAAUAAUUUUUGUCUUGUUGUCAAUACUAAGUUCUGUACUUAAAAUGUUUUUGUUUUUCUCCAUGUGCCCCCCUGCUUUAAAAUGAACGUGAGGCGAAUGUAUUCCAUUCUCAUGCAAAUCUUUUCUCACUUUUUAUUGUGAUACGUCAAAUGGAUUUUUCAAAAGACUUUUAGCUGUCCACACCAUGUUAUAUACUGUAUGCACUUGUCUAUCUUCCUUUGUCUACUAAACUUGGGUAAUAAUGCUCUAAUGCUACUGUAAAUGUUUAUUGAUUCAACUCUGUGUAAAUAUGUUGUUAAAUAUGUUCAAAUUUGUAUUAAGGAAAAAGUAAGAUGGUAAAUAUAUUGUACAGGUUAUUAAAUUAUGUUUUUUCCAAAUUAAAAUGUACUAAUUUACUGUA
This is a messenger RNA of Solea senegalensis (Senegalese sole), 4911 nucleotides long. It is a transcript of the gene ice1, whose product is annotated as KIAA0947-like (H. sapiens). Bases 141 to 4355 code for a protein of 1404 amino acids. The transcript has 20 exons. NCBI's taxonomy places the organism in Eukaryota, Metazoa, Chordata, Actinopteri, Pleuronectiformes, Soleidae. The record is from RefSeq and is a predicted model, not a curated record.